AUGAAGGGCCUCGGGGGCACGAAGCUGAUCGUUCUACAGCCCUCGCUGAGCAAGCAGGGAGGCGGCGGCGGGCAUGGCGGCGGGAUCUUCCUGCUCAGCCCCCACAGGCUGUGGCUGCUGGUCGUCCUCGCCUUUUUAACCUUCAUGUCGAUAGUCUCCCUCUUCAACAAGCACGCCACAUUACCCUCUACCACCCUCUCCCCCUCCUCCCCGCUCCCCGGCUUCCCAUCCCGCCGCCUCCCCGGCGACCUCUUCGACGCGCUCCUCCAUUACGCCACCGCUGACGCCGCCGCCGGAUCUAAGAUGCCUGAGGCCGACGUGAAGGCUGUAGCCGCGACGCUCCGCCGCCACGGGCCCUGCAACCUGCUGGUCUUCGGCAUGGGCCACGAGACCCUCCUCUGGCGCUCUCUCAACCGCGGAGGCCGCACCGUCUUCCUCGACGAGAACGAGUACUUCGUCGCCCGCCUGGAAGAGCGCCACCAGGGGCUGCUUGAGGCGUACGACGUCGGGUACACCACCAAGGUCAGCGAGCUCCCAGAUCUGCUGGCGGCGGCGCGGGCGGACAGGAAGGGCGACUGCCGGCCGGUCCAGAACCUCCUCUUCUCCGACUGCAGGCUGGCCAUCAACGAUCUCCCCAACCAGCUCUACGAUGUGUCCUGGGAUGUCAUCGUAGUAGACGGCCCUAGGGGCUACAGCCCCUCAGCCCCAGGGCGGAUGUCGGCCAUCUUCACCGCCGCCGUCAUGGCGAGGAGCGGCGGCCGUGGGGGUUUCAACUCCACCACGGACGUCUUCGUCCACGACUAUGAGAGGGAGGUGGAGAAGGUCUGCAGCGAGGAGUUCCUCUGCAAGGAGAACCUCGUCGCCGCCUCGGGGCAGCUGGCCCACUUCUCCAUAGGUAAGCCCCCCCCCGGCACCGCUGGAUACGAAUUCUGCCGCGAUAGGAGUAGCCCCUCUUCGCCGGGGGCGGAGUAG
Messenger RNA from Spirodela intermedia, 972 nucleotides. Lineage: Eukaryota; Viridiplantae; Streptophyta; Magnoliopsida; Alismatales; Araceae. The record is from the annotation of a GenBank genome assembly.